Molecule: messenger RNA, 1212 nt
Organism: Hordeum vulgare subsp. vulgare (domesticated barley)
Lineage: Eukaryota; Viridiplantae; Streptophyta; Magnoliopsida; Poales; Poaceae
Product: universal stress protein PHOS34-like
Exons: 3
Coding region: 174-782 (202 amino acids)
Source: RefSeq, a predicted model, not a curated record
CUGAGGCUACCCUGCGCGCUUCCCGCGCUCCGGGUCCUCCUCCCAGCCGCUAGCCCCAUUUUUCAGCGGUCUAAAUCGUUCGCGUCAUCAGCUGCUUCCCUUCUUCUCUUGUUCAUCAUCAUCAAAGCCAACCAAGUGCAGGGUAGGCCACUAGGUAGCUGGCCCAAGGAAACAUGGCGGCGGAGGGAGAGGCCCUCAUGGCAGCGGAGAGGGCAGAGACGUCGACUGCACCGGCGGCGGCGGCGACGGAAUCAGCAGCAAACGGGAAACCGGCGGCGAGCUGGAAGCCGGCGAUGGUGCUGGGGAUCGACGAAAGCGAGCACAGCUACUACGCGCUGGAGUGGACGAUCCACCAUUUCUUCGCCCCCGGCCAGCCGCAGCAGUACCACCUCAUCGUGGUCAGCGCCAAGCCACCUGCCGCCUCCGUCAUCGGCAUCGCCGGCAUAGGCACGGCGGAGCUGCUCCCGAAGGUGGAGCUCGACCUCAAGCGCGCCUCCGCCAGAGUCAUCGACAAGGCCAAGGAGCACUGCUCACAUGUGACCGAUGUCAGCUAUGAAGUGAAAGAGGGCGACGCCAGGAAUGUGCUGUGCGAGGCAGUUGAGAGGCAUCAUGCAGACAUGCUGGUUAUGGGCAGCCAUGGCUACGGUGCUUUCAAGAGGGCCGUUCUUGGGAGCGUGAGCGAUUACUGCACUCACAACGCGCACUGCACCGUGAUGAUAGUGAAACAACCAAAGCACCAUAAGAAGCAUGAACAAUUGGGAUUCCACAGAAAGGAUGCUUGAAAAAAAUUCAAGGCCCUUAGGUUAGAGAUAGAUAUGAAAGAGAUUUGGGCAUGCGUGUAUAGGUAUUAACCUAUUGCCUUGUAUAUCAAGGUGUGAUCUCAUCAUGAACUGAGCAUAGCUUAGAUGGUUAGGUUCCUUUUGGUGGAACCAACCCAUGAGGGUUCAAUUCCUAGACUUCGCACUUGGGGUCACAUUUUUUUGGAUUUUUUUCGAGCCUUUCGAUAAUUUCGUUGAUUUCAAGAUGUUGUGACAACUCAGUAUCUCAUAGGGAUAGGGUGUACCUAGUUGUGUUAUCCUAGAUUACAAAAAACAUCAGGCUUAUAUAUCAUAUAAUACUUGGAUUAUCUUUUGUGGCCUUAGUAUGAGAGUCUCUUGCUUACGUGAGAAUUUGGUCACUCUCGCUUUAUUGCCUCGUGUCAUGAAGUCAUUA